UUCCUAGGAAUGAUGACAAGGAUCCUGCGGAAGAGACCUCACGUCCCUGGAAGUACGUGUUAGAGGAAAAGUUGAAGCAGCUGAGACGGGACGUGGCUGGACGUUAGUAACCCCGACGGCAGCGGACUCUGUACUGGAGUAGCGGGAGGGAGAGAGACGGAGGGAGGGAGACAGGGAGGGGAAAAGGGAGAGAAAGUGUAGCGACGGAGGGGUGAGAUAGACCGUCUGAGACAGAGGGAGAAAAGUAUACAGAUUUAAAUGUUAUAGAGAAAGGAAAGGGAGAGGUGUAAAGAGGAGGAGAGACGGGGAAAGAAAGUAAAACAAAUGUGAGAGAGGGAAGGGGAUAGGAAGAUACAGAGUGAGAGAGAGAGAGGGUGUGGAAGGUAGGGGAGGAAGGGAGGGGGAAGAGAAAGAAAGUGAGGGUGUGAGGGAGAAAUUGUGCGAUAGAGGAGUGUGACAGGGAGAGAAAGGCAGAGAAAGAGGGGUGAGAGAAACAGAAGGAAAGGAAGGAAGAGAGAGAGAGAGAGAGCGUGGGAGUGCAGCGCACUGCCGGCUGUUGCUGUGUUUUUGGACGGUCGGUGGCCACAGGCGACGAGAGCGGGUGCCCCGGGAGCGGGCAGGAUCCUGCGCCCAUGUUGAGUCGAGCAUGGCCUCGGCAGUGUUUGAGGGGACCUCGCUGGUGAACAUGUUCGUGAGGGAUUGCUGGGUGAACGGGGUGCGGAAGAUCAUCGUCAACCGGCGGGAGGAAGAGUUUUUCGAGAUCAGGACCGAGUGGUCGGACAGGAACGUGCUGUACUUGCACCGGAGUUACCCUCAACUGGUGCGCGUCUUCCGCAGGCUGACGAGCGCCUUCCCCGAGGACCAGGGCGCCCUGUCCCGCUCUCUGCUCCAAGGAUUAGUUGCCGUGAAAGAAGCUGCUGACAUAGAAACAAGGUUGAAUGAAAUCGAGAAGGUCCUGAAGAUUAUAAUUAACUUGCCCUGCAAAUAUUCCAGGUCAGAGGUUGUCCUCACCUUCUUUGAGAGAUCAUCCAUAGACCAAGUAUUAAAAAAUGAUAAUGUCCAAAAGGUUCAGAUGACCUUCCAAAGUCCAGUGAAAGUAUCAGAAUUGGUGUGUGGGGUACAGAAUAAAACCCCCCCUUUCCCUGGGUUGUUCGGACACCAGAAAAGGAAACCUGGAGGAGUGUCACAUGAAAAGCCUUCCCGUGCACCAUUCCGAUUUGAGGAUACACGCGAGUGAACUUGUGAAUCUGUUCAAAGGCCGUUUAUAUAAUCAGGGCUGUAGCAGAUCAUCGUAAAUGUGGUUAACAGAUGGAGUAUAGCUUUAUUUUUGACAUUUUAGGUACUUGUGCUCAAGACGUGGGACUGAUUUGCGUGCAAAGUGAUAGGUCUUGGUGCUCAUUCGUGACAUAGAGGACAGAAAGGAAGGAAGCUUGCUGAUCCUUGUGUCUUUUCUGCAAAGGCACCCGGAUGGGGAGGGAGACUGGCCAGCGGUAGUGGGAAUUUAUUACUAGCUCUUGGCUGCCACCUGCUGGACUGAAAGCAAGAGUGUCCAACACAGUAUUGCUUCGGAGGAAAAAAAAGUCAUACAUAGAGCCUGAAACUGGUGGGACCUCCGACUGUGUUGCCCAACCAGCUGGUCCGUCUGCCCGUGUUCGGCUCAUUGCCCUCUAAACCUUGGCUGUCCAUGUACUUAUCUAAGAGGUUUUUAAAUGUUGCUAAUGUGCCUACCUUACUUUUUAUUUCUGACAGCUCAGUCCAAAAACCCACUACCCUUUGCAUGAAGAAACUGCCACCAAUGUCUCUUUUAAAUCAUCUAUCUCCGAUCUUAAAACUAUAUCCCCUUGUGUUUAGCAUCCCUCCCUGGAGAAUGUAAAACUGCUUUCACCUUGUCUAUUCCCCUUAUGAUCUUAUUAUUCCUCUACCAUGUAGCCAAGGGGUGGAAAGAUCCAACAAAUGCUCAUCAUUUCUAUUGACACUGACCCAAUGGUGCAAAGCAAGCUGUGGCUUCUGGGAGGGAGGAGAUUAAAGUUAGUUUAUUGUUGUCAUAGGCAAACACACACACAGGGUAAAUGCCAAUGAAAAAAUAUUUUUGCAGCAGCAGCAGAACAGUACAUUACAAAAUUAGGACAAGUGCAUAAAUUAACAUAAGUUAACAUAAAUUAUGCAUUACUUGCUCAUGUACAAAGUAAGCGAUAAAAUAAAUCUAGCGACACUAGUGCAAGAUUGUGAGAGAACAAACAUAUUUAAAAGGGGUCUGAGAGGUAAAUUCUUAACACAGGGACUGUUGAUAUCUGGAACUUCCUGCCAGAGGAGGUGGUAGAAUCAAUCACUAUAUUUAAAAGAUAUUUACACAAGUAAUAAAGAGGCAAGCAGGAGAAAGUAAAUGGGCUGGUUGGGUGAUGUUACAACAACAGCCUUACACUCCAUGUCAAUGCAAUUAAGGAAUUGACAGUAGGCGUCAGGAAGGGGAAGGCGGGACAGUGAUCUUCAUUGAGGGUUCAGGGAUAGAAAGGGCGAGCAGCUUCCAAUUCCUCAACAUCAACAUCUCCAGAUCUAUCCUGGGCCCAGCAUAUUGAUGCAAUCAUGAAGAAGGCAUGGGGAGUUUGAAGAGAAUUGGUAUGUCACCAAAGAUUCUGGCAAAUUGCUGCAGAUGUACUAUGGAGAGUAUUCUGACUGGUUGAAUCAUUGCCUGGUCUGGACACUCCAAUGCAAAGGAUUGCAAAAGGCUGCAGAGGAUGUUUGACUCAGCUAACUGCACCAGGGCCAUAAGCUUCUCCACCAUCAAGGACAUCUUCAACUCCACCAUGGUCAUAAGCCUCUCCACCAUCGAGGACAUCUUCAAAAGGCUGUACCUCACCUCCCAGGACAUGUCAUCUCCUCAUUACUACCAGUAGGGAUGAGGUACAGGAGCCUGAAGACCCACAACUAUAGCAUCUUCCCUCCGCUAUCAGAUUUCUGAAUGGUCCAUGAACUUGUGAGCACUAUCCUGUUAUUCCUUUCUCUUUGCACUAUUUAUUUUAGUCGCUUAUAGUAGUUUUUGCACCUUGCAUUGUAUUGCUGCUGAAAAACAACAAAUUGCAUGUCCUGUAAGAGUGUUAAUAAGCCAGACUGAGAUUCUGAGGAGGCACCUUUGUGUGUAAUGUCAAUGAGUAAAUCAGAGAGUUCAAUUCCUAAUCUAACGAUUGGGAGAACAGAAACUCCAGGCUGAAACUGCUGGGCAGUGAUGAGGGUCUUUUAGAUGAGACCCUAGGCUGAGGCUCCUUCUUCUGUCAGGUGGAUGUUUAUCUGUUUGUUUAUUUAUUAUUGUCAUUUCUAAGUUUUGCACUGUAUUGCCAGCACAAAACAACAGACUUCAUGACAUGUGUCAGUGAUAAAUUAAGCAGGACUCUGAUUCUGAUUUUAAGGAGGAAAGGCAUUGAGGAUAUGAUCCUACUAUGGGCAAGUGGGAUCAGUGCAGAUGGCCUGGAGGGUAAGCAUGAAUAUGGUGGGCUGAAGAGGCUGCUUCUGUGCUGUCUGGCUGUAUGACAUCACUUCUACUUGUUUUCCCUUUUGCUUUAUACCUGUGACCUUGACCUUUCCAUUAACCUGAACACUUCUCACAGUUCACUCUACCCUGAUCCCUCAUUCAUCUUACACACCUUUAUCAAAUUGCUCCUCAGUCUUCCCUUGAGAAAACAGCAGCAAUUUCUAUAAUCUCUCCUUGUAAAGGUAGUCCUCCAUUCCAGGAACCAUUCUUGGAAACGUCCUCUGAAUCCGUGCUAAUACUUUCACGUUUACUGUAAUGGGGUGAGCAGAGUUUAAUACAGUACUCCAUAUGAAACCAGAUCCAUGUUCAAUGGAGGCUCAGCAAGAGCUCACUGUUUUUGUUCUCUGUGCCUCUGUAGAUUAAGUCCAGAACUGUCUAUAUAUCAUUAGCCACGUUUUUAAAAUUACCUCGAUGGUUUCAACGUAAUGUGCACACACAUUCCCAUCUCCUUUGUUCCUGCACUUUCUACAAUAUCCAAAGUUCAAAAUAAAUUUAUUAUCAAAGUAGACCUUGAGAUUCAUUU
Molecule: messenger RNA, 4049 nt
Organism: Mobula hypostoma (lesser devil ray)
Lineage: Eukaryota; Metazoa; Chordata; Chondrichthyes; Myliobatiformes; Myliobatidae
Gene: pxdc1b
Product: PX domain containing 1b
Exons: 4
Coding region: 647-1237 (196 amino acids)
Molecular function (GO): phosphatidylinositol binding
Source: RefSeq, a predicted model, not a curated record